This is a messenger RNA of Gasterosteus aculeatus aculeatus (three-spined stickleback), 5014 nucleotides long. RefSeq names its product zinc finger protein 365 (gene znf365). The record is from RefSeq and is a predicted model, not a curated record. Lineage: Eukaryota; Metazoa; Chordata; Actinopteri; Perciformes; Gasterosteidae. Gene Ontology annotation, biological process: regulation of DNA strand resection involved in replication fork processing; regulation of neuron projection development; telomere maintenance.
ACCGGAUCCGCUGUUGUUAUGAUCCGUUGCUAACCUAGCGGCGGUCCACUGUGUGGCUGCUGAAUGAAUGACAUCAUGCAGGUUUAUUUCGGUCUCCAUCUGCGACGUGACACCGUCACACACUAACGGUCGGACGUGUGUUUAGAAGCCGCCGGUGCACCCGCGACAGCAGCUUCCCGUUCACCACUCCGCGACUGUUUCCCGUGAGCUAGCAAGCUAGCGUUAGCCUCAGAGCGCGCAGCCCGGGUCGCUAACCCGCUAACGACGCCAAAGACGGGUGUGAUGGAUUGACCUGUUACGCGGUCGUUGAAUGGACGCUGAAGAGUAAUGCAGCAGAAGGUGUGCUCCAGAGGUUCCGGCUCUUCCCUCUCGGAGAGCAACGAGCAGCCGUGCUGCACCUCCGCCCGCUGCGACCUCCCCUUCCGCUGCCCCCGCUGCGGCGACGCGGAGCGCUUCCGCAGCCUGGCCUCGCUCCGCGCCCACCUGGAGUACCGCCACUCCUACCGCUCGCCGGACGUGACCUCCAGCAGCGGCUUCAGCAUCACCGGCAAGCUCCCCGACCCGCUGACGGCGGCCAUCCCCUGGCAGGACGCCAGCCUGCCGACGCGGAGGGGGGCGCAGGGCGCGUGGCGGCCGCCCAACGUGCGCUCCCUCAGCGACAGCAGGGACAGCGGGUACCCCCACUCCUACGGCUCGGCGAGGAGACGCACCCAGAGCGUCGGGGUGGGGACGCAAGUCGAGGACGACGACGAGGAGGAGGAGGAGGACGACGACGACGAUGACAAUGAAGAGGAAUUUGGGUCAGAAGAUGAAGACGAGGACGAGGACGACGAAAGGGAAGAGAGAGAUGGACGUAGAAAUGAGGAGGAAAUAACAAUGUCCUCGAAAAAGUCAGACACGUGCCAUCAUCACCUCAACCACCACCGCCACCUGCCGUUCCCUCCUUCGGCACCACUCGGCCGCCCGCCGGACCCGGACCUGGACGUAGACCUGGACCUGGUCGAGCAGAGCUCGUACUCCGGCUUCGAGGCGGCGGCGGCGGUGCGGCGGCGGCUGGCCCGCAUCCUGCGGGCGGCCGACAGCACCAUGCAGCGCCGGCUGGCCGCGGUGAGCACGGAGCUCGCGCAGACCGACACGGAGCUCCUGUGCGAGCGCGCCCACUCGCAGCACCUGGCCCAGGAGAGGCAAGAGGUGGCGGACCGGGAGAGGUCGCUGAGCCGGCAGGUGGACGUGGCCGUCAUGGUGAUCGCCGCGCUGAGGGAGCAGCUCAACGCCUCGGAGAACGAGCUGGAGCGGCGAGAGAGGGAGGUGAUAACCAUCCAGAAGUUUUUGGAGGCGGCGGCUCGGCAGGAGACGAGCGGGAAAGUUCGCAUCCAGCACUUCAUCGAGGAUCUGCUGAGACGCAUCGCCCUGGCCGAGGAACUGGUGGAGUAUUACCAGGUCAACGGCAGCCCGCAGCAGUGCAACCACUACAAGUACCAGCAGCCAACAGAUAAUGGACCUCAGAGAAUCACUAAAAGCAGGUCGGCGGGAGGUCAGCUGUCCUCCUCCGGUCUCCACGACAACAGGAGCCGCUCCUCCUCGCAGUUCGGCAGCCGUCCUCCGUCCUGCAAAGCGGGCGGCGGGGAGCGGGAGCGCGAGCGGGAGCGCCGCGAGCGUCUGGCCCAGUCGUCCAGGCUGUUCUGCCGACCCGAACACCGGGACGACAUCUGGAACCACCAGCGGCGCCGGUCGGCCGGGUACGAGGCGUAGAACUCAAGAAUCACCAGGGGGAGACGGCCGGUCGGCGAGUAAAAAAAUGUCAAUAAAAAAAAAAAAAAAAAAGAGGCGGGCGGUUAUUCCAGUGUGUUAAUCUGUGGAAAAGUACAGAAAGGUCACAUUCACGUCGAGUGGUCAGUUUAUUUAUCUGCUUCUUUUUAAAACAUCUCCUUGCUGAAUGUUAUUCGUUCUGUACUGAUGCACGCAGCUCUUAAUGCUUUAUUAACACUGACCUGUUUUGGCUAACGUCUCUAAACUCGCUAUGAUCUUCUUCUUUUUUUUAAAAUAUAUAUAAUUUUCUUAAUUAUAAACUUUUAUAAACCCAAUUUGUUUAGUAAAAGUCUUUUAUAGUCAAAUAAUAAGAAACUAAGGAGUAAUAUUACACUUUAGUGUGAAUGUCAGCAGCUUUAUUUCGGCAUUCUGAUCCUGAGUGAGAGAAUUCACACAAAACUCUGUUCACAGUAACGACCACUGCAGACAGGGUGACGUAUGCAAUGCAUAACUACUAUUACUGCACGACCACGUAUUCAAGUACACAACACUAUAUCAUGAGAAUAUUCUACUUCCAGCACUCUGUUGUUGAAUACUUUGUACUUUUCCACAGAUUAUGAUACUAAAAUAUGUUGCACUGGGUUUCAGCGGGUUGUGAGUGUGGUUUAACAUUACGCAUAGAUUGAUGACCGUUUGUAGAUUUUUGUAUUAUUUGUCAGCACAAAUCACAGUGUCCAUUGCAGUGUAAAACUUCAGGUAAAAAUAUGCUUGUCGUUAGAUUUUGUAGAAGCUCUGUGUGAUGUUGACGACAUGUUUAUGUCCCGGUUCUCCCCCCCGCCAAAAAAAACACUUAUCUGACCUCCGUCCGUGCUCGUGAGGCCAAACGGUCUUGGUUGUCGAGCUCCACGUGUCAAAGCCGUGCACACGGCGCAAAGGAGAAGCUGGUUUUAUACAGAACUCGGAUGGAGCAUAAGCUCACGCAUUAGAUUUAACAGUGUCGUGUAACAUUAAAUGCUACUGUUAGCAGGUCGGCUAGCUCGCGGCCCACAGUUCUAACCGACCGCCGAGGUGAUUCUGAGGCUUUCCGCACGUAUUUCUCCACUGAGUGGAAGACCGGCGCUGCAUCUUGUCUUGGUUUGUGCGCUCUGUUGCAUUUUGGGAUAACUGUUAAAAGGGAAAACACUUAAGUGGACAGGUUUGUUUUUUAAACUUUCAGCUUCAGCCUUUCGGCCUCUCAUUUGGUUUGUGAAGCACAGACAGGAGUUGACACCAGAUUCGGGUCAAUAAACUGCAUUUAAUUCUCUGCUUUGGUUUUUAGAAAGUGUCAAAUGGUAAAUGGACGUACGUGAGGAGUCUGAUGACUGAACAUAGAGGCAUGAUGGGUUUCUUUCUUUCGUUUAAAGUCCAAAUCGCACCCAUCAACCCGUUUAGGAUUUGUAGAAUAUUCCAGCUUCCUUUAAAGGAAUCUGUUUUGUUAAAGGUUUGCCGUCUUUGCCAGAGUAACCUACAGAGACGGAUAUCGGUUUGAUCUCAGUGUGUCCGCUAUGCGUUAGCCUAGCUUAGCACAAAGACUGAAGGUGAAACGUUUAGAGGAUUCCGUAGGAACCAAUGGGCUUGGAGGAGAACACGCCACACACAUAACGAAUGUAACGUUACCGUUUAACUACCACUGAAGAGAUUUAAAGUCGCCCUCAUUCCCACAGAAACGGGUGGAGAUCCUCCGAUCACAAAUGAAGGACGUCGUAUCAACGCUUUCAUCCAAAGUGACUUCCAGUGCCACGAACAGUUAAUUGCAGUAAACUACGAGGCUCUCGUGCGACGGGUCCUUCUGUGCGGUCCGUUUACACCUCGUUUUUUGCACUCAUCCAGUGAGAAGAAUGUAAACUUCAAAGACGGUAUUCGGUGUCUUCGCUGUCGUUGGUUUAGGUUUCGUUGGCCGUGUUGGUGGAUAUUUUGUAUACAAAGCUAUAAUGUGUCGUCAAGUGGAAGUAGUAGUCCUACAGUACUUUGACCCGCUAGAACUGUUCUCUGGGUCUCAAACACAAACCGCGUUUCUUUUUUCUGGUCUAUAAAGGGGUCAAUAUUCCUGAGAUUACAUCCGGUAAAUUCCUCACGAUGAAGAAUUCUUGUCUUAUUUUAUUAGACUGAUGUAUUGAAGUUUCAGUGAUGCCUGAUAUCAUACAUUCGUCUAAAUGUGUGUAGAUUAAUCCAGAGAUCCGUCGUGUGAUCAGAGUCUGAGUCUUUUAGCACUUUGUGAAUGUGUUCCUGCUGCUGUCAAUUAAAAAAAAAAAAAAGAGUCAUGUAGCAAACCUGCGUUCCCUGCAUGCGUCGUAGAGAAACCCGCCUUCUCCAGCAGGAAUCCUCCAGAGGAAACCAGCUUCCUCACAUCCAGACAGCAGACCGGCUGUGACCUCCGCUGGUCGAAUAGUAAAACCUUCAAUGAUUGUGACUGUUUUUUUUUCAAUGCAAACAGCAGCAGAACUCUAGAGAGGUGUGUGUGUGUGUGUGUGUGUGUGUGUGUGAACGUGUGUGUGUGUGCGCGCGGUGCUUUAAGAUCGUACUGAUUUAUGUUGUGUCAAAUUGUUGGUGGAAGAUGCAUGAGGCAGCACUACUACUACUACUACUACUACAUAUGUGGCUGUUGUGUAACUGUGAAAGCAUGCUUCAUAUGUAGCAAAAAAAGCAAAGUACUUAUACUGUUAUCAUGUACUACUGUGUGUACUUUUGUAGCAGAGCGAGGUCUAUUUUAACGGUGCCGUAUUCGAAGGACAGUUGCACUAAACCGACAGCGAGCACGUUGGACUGUGUGUGACGGGGACGUGUUGUAAAGAGGACAAUCAGCAGGGUUCAUGCACACGAGGGGAAAAGUUCUUCCUUGUACUUGUGUGUUUUGGGAUGUUUUUAGGAAAGUGUGCUCUGAAAUGGAGAGAAACAUAAACCGAACCAGUAUAUUAGGACUGCGGUGUUUGUUAGUUGGAUUAGGACACUACUACCUUUGUUGUCGGUAGAGAUUAAAGUUUUCUGUUGUUGUAAUAAAGUGCCCCCCCCCCCCCCUUCUCCCCCUGGUGGAUAUCCUUCAGUUUCUCAUGUCUGGUCGUAGGGAUUUUCUUUUGCAGAAGUGAUCUCUCGUUUUGUGCCUUCACUGAAAUUGUCUGUGUGACAGUUUAAAAUGCGAUACUGUGAAGAACUGGGAUACUUUUUUAUGUUGGAAAUUCGUCCGUCUGUCUCGUAACCAUCGACGAUUAAAGAACAAACGUGGCACCGA